ACAAAAUGGAUGCGAUAGUGGCCGUGUGUGACCUGUACCGGAGGGAUAUCAAUGAAGCUGUGGCCAGUCUUCGACAACGGGGACUACUUCCCUCGCAGCGCAGCUCCCGUUCAAGGCGUUCAUCGAGAAGCACCCGAACCGCAGUGCAGUGGUUACGAACUUCUGCUGCUCCAGUACAGAAUCGUGCCUGUACUCAAACUGAGCACAGAAUUGUUAUUGAAGUACUUUUCUGCGGAGCUGUGCUGACAUUCUUUUCUCAUAUUGGUUCAUCUUUCGGUUCGCACAUUGCCAAUCCUAUGCUGUCCUCUAUAUUUGAUAAACUUGGCGCUUCCAUAUUUGCCUUUUUGGUACUGCCAUUGUUCACAAAAUUAAUGCUUAAAAAGCACCAGCGCAAAAGCGUUCGUGACAGUGCCAUGCGGUUCAUGCUCUUCUUAGUUGCUGUCUUGCAAGGGAUGGUGUCAGGAUUCGUCAUUGACAGCACGUACAUAAGUGGUGAACCGCUACCUUUUGUCACACCGUUAGCAAUAUCGAUGGCCUACGUGGGCGAAAUCAACUCAUUCUACAAAUCAUUUGGCUGCUCUGACCGCCUGCGCUACUGUAGCCUUUGCCGCUAAUCUUGUAAUCGGAACUUUGUUGAAUUUUGUAACAAAAACAUAUGAGCUGAUGACAUUUGCCUAUGUCGCGGCAGGAUUGAUCACAUUGGACAAUGCUAAGAGAAACGUGAAAAAAGCGGGAACUGAAUACUAUCAGCAAUUUUUCUUACUUCAAUCUAUUACACUAAUCAGAGCCUUAACAUUUUUGAUAUGUGGAUACUAUAACGCCGAAGAUGCUUAUGGAAGACUAUGGUAAAAACGCAGAAAUGAUGUCACUGAUGAAAAGAUCUUACACAGAUGCAAACUUGAUAAACUCGCUAAAAAGUUGUACUUUGUCUUCUAAAUAUAAAGCAGUCC
Molecule: messenger RNA, 950 nt
Organism: Cylicocyclus nassatus
Lineage: Eukaryota; Metazoa; Nematoda; Chromadorea; Rhabditida; Strongylidae
Source: the annotation of a GenBank genome assembly